AUGCUCAUAGAAGACAGUGUCGUCACGAACUUCUUAUUCGCACAUCAGACCGACAUUCUUGCGGAUGAGACAAAGGCUGCUACACUCCGCCACAAUAGCUAUGAGCUUCUAAUGGGAAUCAACAUCAACAAGCACUUCCCCUGGCUUCCUGACUUCCUCGAGUCUCUUCCGCUAUCAAUAAGCAAGCCAAUGAUGCCGCCCGGGCUGAUCGACAUGCUGGCAUUAUUUGAUAGAGUUCGUGCCGAGCUGGUCGGCAUCAUGAAAGCUAAAUCGUCUGGAAUUUCCGGUGGAAAGCCGCCGGGCCCAACAGGUAAAGAGUCAGUGUACGACUCUGUACUUGACAGUCCCGUCUUACCAUCAUCGGAGAAGUCUUUACUACGUCUCCAGCAGGAGGGAGCACUCCUAGUCCUCGCCGGAACCGAAUCACCAGCUAAAUCCCUCAAUAUCAUCUUUUACCACCUUCUCGCCAAUCCCUCGAUCCUCAGCAAGCUUCGCACCGAACUCAGCGCAGUCCCGACACCCGCUUCCUGGACCCAGCUCGAGCAACUCCCUUACCUCUCAGCAGUCAUCGAGGAAGGCAACCGCCUCUCCUUCGGCGUCACUGCCCGAACAGCCCGUAUCGCGCAUGAGCAACUCACCUACACCCCGUCCUCUUACGUCACCUCCCCAUCCAGCCCCGGCAGAUCUUACACGAUCCCCCCGGGCACACCCAUUAGUAUAACCACCCUGAGCUCGCACACCGCUGAAUGCAUCUUCCCAGAGCCCUUCGUCUUCGACCCGGAGCGCUGGCUUGGCGACGCGGGCCGCGAGCGCCGUAAGUUCCAGAUGGCGUUCGGCAAAAGCGGGCGCAAAUGCUUGGGCAUCGACCUGGCGCGCGCUGAGCUGUAUCUCGUGACAGCGGCGCUGGUAAAGGCGUUUGAAAUGAGAUUGUGGCAGACGGAUGAGAGUGAUGUGGCAUUUAUGCAUGGUUAUCAGGUUGCGAUGCCGAAGCUGGAUUCGAAGGGGGUGAGGAUUAUGGCGAGCGCGCUUUGA
Messenger RNA from Rasamsonia emersonii CBS 393.64, 1032 nucleotides. RefSeq names its product Cytochrome P450. The record is from RefSeq and is a predicted model, not a curated record. The transcript has 2 exons. Gene Ontology annotation, molecular function: monooxygenase activity; heme binding; iron ion binding. Bases 1 to 1032 code for a protein of 343 amino acids. Lineage: Eukaryota; Fungi; Ascomycota; Eurotiomycetes; Eurotiales; Trichocomaceae.